CACCAGUACGCCGGGCGGCGCGGGACGCAGCGGUCGCCAGCCAGCAGGAGCGGUCGACGUGCCGGGGGCAGCGCCAGCAGAAGCGAGGCGGCGGCGAGCCGCGACUACGGUCCCAGUGCCAGGCGGCGGCGGCGGUGGCGCGCGGCGAUGCGGGGCGGCGAGAGCGCGGGCCGCUAGCCGGGCGCGGGCCGCCAUGCUCCUCGUGCUGCUCGUCUGGCUGGCUCCAGUGACGGGCCUGGAGCCAGCGCUGGACUUGCUGGACGGCCUGCAGCUGCGAAACGUCAGCAGGCAGGGAGUGAGCGCGGUGCCCGGCCCGCAGCACUUCCGGACAGCCUUCUACCUGCAAGGUGACUACAGGGACCUACGGUUACCUCCUUCCUCUUUCCAACGAGCAGUCGAUCUCCUGCGCCACAACACUGAGUUCACCCUAGCAGCAUCUCUGCGUCAGGAGGAAGCUAAUUCAGGAACUAUUAUUGCCUUUUCACAUGGUUUUAACAGGUAUUUGGAGCUGCAGUCAAGUGGUAGGAAAGAUGAAAUUCGUUUACACUACACAGCUCAGUAUGAUGCAACCAUCCAUGUGGAGGUAUUUCCAUACAGACUGGCAGACAAUAUGUGGCAUAAAGUGGCUCUUUCAGUAUCAGGUGCUCAAGUUGAACUCCUAGUUGAUUGCCAAAUACUUUAUCGUCGGUUAAUUCAGAUGCCUGAUCGUAAUUUUACUGCACCACAGUUAUCACUAUGGGUUGGUCAGAGGAACAGCAAGCAUUCCUUCUUUAAGGGUGCUGUAGAAGAAGUACGUAUCAUAGCUGGCCCUCAUGGAUACUUGAAGCAAUGCCCUCUGUUAGAUUCAAGCUGCCCUACAUGUGGGCAGUUUUCUUUGCUGCAGAGUACAGUUGAGCAGCUGACACAGAAUCUGUAUGAUCUCUCACAAAAACUCAUUGCAGCAGAAGAACGAAUAAGUAAAGUUGAAUCAUGUGAUUGCUACAAGUCAUGCCGUGUCAAUGGGUCAAUACAUACAGAUGGUGCAUCUUGGCAACAUGAUUGUGAAAUUUGUUCCUGUGUGCAUGGAGAUAUUCAGUGUCGACCUGUGCAGUGUCCAGAAGUCAACUGUAAGAAUCCUGUCCGUGAACCAGGAAAAUGCUGCCCUGUCUGCCGAAAACAGUGUCUAUUGAGAGGAGUGAUGUACGAUGAUGGUGAAUCAGUGAACCUACGCACUUGUGUGGACUGCCAGUGCCGGAAUGGUUUCAUGCAUUGUGUACGCCGUGAUCCAAAUGUCACAUGUCCGCCACUUCCUUGCAGCCCACAGGAGCAGUUCUCUGUUCCUGAGGAAUGCUGCAAAUUCUGUCCUGGGGUGGAUUACUGCAAUAAGGGACAUAUGUGCCAUGAAAAUGCUACUUGUCUCAACUUACAAACUACUUAUGCAUGUCACUGCAACACUGGAUUUUCUGGAGACGGUCAUUUGUGCCAUGAUGUGGAUGAAUGCCAGCAAGAAGGUGGACUCGAUGGACAUCACUGCCAUUCCAAUACUCGCUGUGUCAACACUCCAGGUUCUUAUGUAUGUGAAUGUUUGCCUGGUUAUCGACGUCUUGAUAAGUUCAAUUGUGUGGAGUUGGAUGAAUGUAGCACAGGAGAACAUGGAUGUCAUAGCCAUGCUUCGUGUGUCAACACACUGGGAAGCUACCGCUGUCAAUGCCAGCAGGGCUAUGAAGGCGAUGGAUACAACUGUAAACCUGUGUGCAAUCAGACCUGCUUGAAUGGUGGAGAGUGCAUCGCACCAGGAAAGUGCCAGUGCAGACAAGGUUAUGUUGGUGACUAUUGUGAACAAGAUCUUGAUGAAUGUAGCACUCAGAUGCAUAACUGCCAUCAAAGCUCACAAUGUGUAAAUAUGCCUGGUUGGUACUACUGUCGCUGUAAAACUGGUUUCCGUGCAUUACCUCACCAUGAUUCUGUCCUGGGAGCGAUAUGUCAAGAUGUAGAUGAGUGUUCUGAAGGUCUCCACACGUGUCACCCCUCUGCAAAAUGUAUUAAUACAGAAGGGAGUUUUCAGUGUUCUUGCAGUGAUACUGAAACACCCAACUGCAAACUAAGUUGUAUGUUUGAGGGAGAUGAACUGAUGAAUGGUGGAGUUGUGACCCCAAAAGGCAGACCAUGUCAUCGCUGUGAAUGUUCUGAUGGUGUUGUCUCCUGUCGUGAUCCCAUAUGUGACUGCAGCCAACGGAGCAGUCGCAACGACAAAUGUUGUCCUCAGUGUGAUCCUAGUGCAGCUUGCCAUCAUCAAGAACUGAGGCAUGUUGUGUUUCGAAGUGGUGAACGUUGGAUCUAUCAGUGCCAAACAUGUGAAUGUCUGUAUGGAGAGAUUGACUGCUGGCCAAUGGAGUGCCCUCCUCUGCUGUGCAGUGAGCCCAUCCUGGCACCAGGUGACUGUUGUCCACGUUGUGAAGAUGAUCCCUGUCCAUUGGAUAGAGGUGACAAUGGCAGUUCAGGACAGCCCUGUACAUAUGCUGGACACUUGUUUGAAUCAGGCACCCAGUGGCAGAAUCCUCACGACAAAUGUAGUACCUGUAAUUGCAAAGUGCCGUACUGCGCGCAAUUGGUGAGCAAUACCGCGUGUUGUGUGCAUCGGAUGGGAGGCUUUGCUGCAGUUAUGACUACAGUUGUGGUGACAGCCAGUUCAACAAGUCUGCACAGCCUACUGGAAGUACUUCACAUUCUUUACAGCUUAAUAGUGUUAUUAGUAAAGUUCCUGAUGAAAAUUCCCAAGCUAGGGUGGCAAGCUUAUUGUCAUCGCAAGCACAAGUUCGGCAGAUUACUCAGUAUGCCACUAGCAACAAGACAGUGGACAAAAGGUUAUCACAACCUGGCACAGAAAUGCCAGAGAACAAGACAAAACACUUUACUGCUAGUGAUGUUUCUAACAGUUGUGAUGAUGGGUCAUCUUGUAGUGGGGACAGCCCAAUGCCUAAGACUCCAGCUCUUCCUAAAAAUUCUGGAGGUGGUCAUAUUGACACAAUUCCUGAAAAAACUGGUGUUAGUGUGGGACAGAUUAUUGAAAGUGUUACAGAAAAGGCUGUGGAGAACACCAGCUCACCACAGGCUUCAAUGGAUAUUGACAAUGGUGAUCACGUGGCCUGAAUUAACAAAUGUGAAUCGGUAAGAGCGAAACUUGUGAUUCUAAGUGUAUGUGUUUCAGUAAUGAAGCCAAAAGAAGAAAUGAAAUGAAGCAUAAGGAAGCUUACAUAUGUGGUUGAGAAGAUCUAGUUUUAGUAGACCUGGGAGUGAGAGCAGCUGUUAGUUGUUUGCAUACAGGUGAGUGCCUGUCUUAGAUUCAGGUAAAUUAUGUUUGUGAAAUUGUUGUGGGCACAGUGCCUGUUGCUUGUGAAAGAGAACAUUUCCUCUUAAUGAGAUAAUACUUAUCUAAAUACAUAAACAGAACUGAAGUAUUAAUGUAGGCAAAUGUGUGGAACUGAGCUUUGUAGAUAUAUUUAUACACAUUUGCCUAAUGUACAUAAAUCUGUUACAAAGCUGACAGUUGUUUCUUUCUGUUCUGUACAGAAACUACAGUUGUGUAAGGGAUUUCCAUUUGAUAUAAAUCAUGUGAUUUUCCUAUGUUUGUACUGAGUUGUAAGUUAUAAAUAAUAUUUAAUAUUUGGUUAUUUUUGUGGUAUGUAAAGUACAGUUUACCAUUCCACAGUUUCAGCAGUGCUAACCAUCAAAACACUAUAGAAAAUCUGUUUGACUUAAUGAUGUAGAUUUUGAAUAUGUUAUUCAAUUAUGUGAAAAUGUCUAAAUUAGUAGAGUAUGUUGUGGAGAGAAUGAUUUAGGUGAAGGACUUAACAGCAUUUUCAAGUGUCUGGGGACAGAAGGAGAUGUAGAGAGAGAGAGAAAGAGAGAGAGAGAGAGAGAGAGAGAGAGAGAGAGAGAGAGGGAGAGUAUGGUUGAGUGUUUAAGUAAAUGAAUGACAUUCCUCAUAGUAAUAAUUCUGAUACUAACUUUCCACAAAGGAGGAAUCUUUGCAACAUAAAACACACGCCAUGUCUAAAAUUAUGUUAUUAGAGAUUAAGUGAAGUGCAUCGGCGAUAUUAUUGAAAAGAUGUACUGUUUUUUUCUGUUUUGGUUUUUGAGGAAGUCUAAACUGGUAGUGUUGCAUUAUUUGGAGUAUGAAAACCUAAAGAAAUGGUCUCAUAAUGGACACUCACUCGAAACAAUUUUGAAUGUUUGUAGAACGGACUGUGUCAUAGAUAAUACAGGGAAAGAGAAGCUUCAACUGUGCAUUAUAACACUGUAAUUAAUGCAACAAAAGUUUUGGUCUAACCAGUGAUACAUGAAUUUAAUCUGAAGUAAUCGGAAAUGCAUAAAAGUAUGAAACUGAUUGACUAAUGUAUUUAUUACUCAAAAUAAUAGACCUUCUGUGGAAUUUUUGGAGAGCACUGCCUCAUAUGACUACCAAAUAAAAGUCAGUUUUCAAACAGGAGGGAAUAAGAAAAUUUGUAAGUUCAGACAUUUGAGUUCAUUUGCUAUGAUAUUUGCUUGCUGUAUAAUCAACAGCAGAUUUUAUGCAAUAAAAGUCACUGCUUUGUUUAUAUUACUCAAUAAUAAUUAAGUUCUUUCUUCUGUAUAGCUAUUGAGCUAGCUGAAGAUUAGAAGAGAAAAGACUGAUUGUUCCAUAAUUGUCUCGCAUUACAAAAAUAAACUUGAAAGGCAGACUUGUUGUUAAAGUUAGGUUAAUAAAAUCUGUUAACUUAUCUAAAACAGUUACACCAAGAAAAAUUUUUAAUCACACAAUAAUACAAUAUUUUUCAUGCUGUCUUUCAUUAUCAUCAUGGGGAAGUAAAAUGCAUAAAUUCACCUUACCUUGUAUUAAAAUUUGAAAAAUUAUUGAAUAUCUUUCAUAAAUAAUGGUAGCCAACAGUUUACAGAGAUCAUAAACUCCAAGUUACUGGUAAUGGAAAAAAAAUCAUCAAACAAUUUGGGCUAGAUUUUUGUUUUAGUUUAUCUGAGUAGAUAAUAUAUAGCACUGAAAAUAAUUAAUUCAGAUCAUAACAUAGAUGCAGUUAGUUGAGGGCUAAGUCAAUUUGUUAUAAUUGUGCUUUUUCCAUAUUGUAGCACAGUGGUACAACUACAACCAUAUGUAAGCUGCGCAUUGUGUUCAGUGUUGUUGUUCCCUGAUGUGACUGUGACAGGAAAAUGACUUUGGUUCAAAAAAUACUCAGUGUUAAAUAUAAUGAAAGAAAAACCAAUGAAAUUGUGUUUUAUGUCUGAUCAAACUGCUGCGCACACAAAAUUUUUCUAAGGUCCUAUCAACAAAUAGCAUUCUGGGAAAAGUCUUAAGUAAGAAUACCAUUCUGAAAGACUGAUUCAUGUGUAUAUAAACAUUUAUGGACUGGUUAUCAGUGAAAUAAGGAUAUAAGAGCUGAUUUUAAUUUCAAUAUACAUUGUAAAUCAUUCUAAUUUUUUUAUUCUCAUAUGGUAAACUGAACAAUUUGUUUCAUAUACUUUAAAAAACACAUUACUACUAGUGCUGCAGACAGUAAUAAUUUGUGUGGUUAGGGGCUGAUUUUUUGCAUUUAUUGCUACUGAUGAUGUACACAUCAAAUUUGAUGCUAAGUUUCCAUCAUAUUUAUGUUUGUGUGUUUAUUUCCUUUACUUUAUAGUUGAUGCACUCAAACUGUGCCAUGAAAUGCAAGAGCUUAAACUUGAUAUGAUCAUUUGAAAUAACUUUCUUUCAAUUUUUCAGUCACAUUCUUGUUGCAGAAAAACAUAACCAGUUCUUCUUGAUGAUUACAGCUAACUUUUCCAUAAAUCAUCAAAAUAAUUAUAUUAUAAAUAAUACUUAUUAUAUUGGAGAACAAAAGAUUGCUGCUAUUAUUUGCUGCUAUUAUUUUGCAAAUAGCUCCACAAAAAAUGAAAUUCAAUGUUGCUAUAAACAUACUGAAAUGUAAUGAUUUAUCCUUUAUCACAAUAAUUCUACACAUAGGCAAUGUUCAAAGAAUUCCAGUUUCAGUACUACUAGUCAAGACUUGACGUUACAUCAGUAAAGAGUGCAGAUUUGUUGCAAGUUAUUUCAUUGCUUCAGAUACUGCAUUUUUUUUUAUUUUUUUUUUCAUCUAGUCAAACUAUGUGCAAUAUUGUCAAAUUGUCAAUAAGUGAAAGUCAUUGAUGAGAAUCAAAUGCAUUAUUUAAAUGUCUUCCUAUCAAGUGACUGGAUUGGAGUGUGGAUGAAAUGCAUUAGACUUUAACAGUGCGUGCAUUAUCGUUAUAUAUAUGAUAUAUAAAUAAUGUGUAUUAAGAUUUUGAUAUGAUAUGAGGCAGGGAUCUGAUUGAAUUGUUAAUAUAUAAUUAAAUGCAGUGCACAGUUACUGCUGAUGUAUAUUAUUUCAAAUAUUUUUUUCUAGCAAUACAAAGAGAUGACACGUAAUAUUCAUUCGUGGGCAGGUAACAGAUAUUAUGUUUACUGAUGUUUGUCAGAGCCUUAAUGAUUUUUUAUGUAGAAAAUGCAAGGGUUGAAGGAAAUGUUUGGCUGUGGUAAGCUGCAGUAUUGUUAUAAAACUGAUGUUGGAUGCUUUUGGAGUGUUUAGUGACAACUGCUAUCUGUUUACAUUUAACAACAAUAACUGCUAUCUUAGUACCCAACUGUCUUACAGAGAUAUUUUCUUUUUUGAAUCAUUGUGUAGCAUCAUAGAUAAAUUAAGUGCUCCCUUGACAUUUUUAGUCUUAAAAUGUUUUUUGAUCCAUAAUCCACACAAAGUAAUGAAUAUUUCAUGAAAAUGAGUUAAAUUUUUGAAUAUAAUUUUUAAUAUUGUUUUAGAUUCAUUUAGGAAAUCAAAAUAUUAUAUUUUAAGUUCUACUUUAUGUAAUAAUUUUAAUAGAUAUAAAGGAAAUUUGAAACCAUUUAAAAUAUUUUAUAUAAAGACACACACACACACACACACACACACACACACACACAUACCUCCAAGUGAAGCAACCAGCAUCUCUGUAUCACUACAAUUCUGAAAACUUAAGUUGUAAUAUGCAGUACUGAUGACAAUUACUUUCUGGUGCAUCCAGUUUUGUACUGUGUUAAAAAAAAAAAUCUCUUAAAAUAUCACUGCUCAUAAGUGUAUCAUUAAAAUGAGGAAAAAGUCUGUAGUCACUUCUUCAUUAUGGCACAGUAAACUGUGAGUGGCCUUGUCAAAAUAUUUCUAGUUAUUUGAUCUCAUUGCAGCAGUUACCGAGCUGUAGGAUGAAACUCUUAUUUGGUGCUCUGCUAUAUAGUAUCUCAUUGAAUUUGUGUUCAUGUUAGUACAAUUAAUGUUUAUUGUAAAGAGAGAAUUUAUUUUGUGUGUUUGAGAUGUCAAGCUUGAAUGAAUGAGUAUGUAAUGGCCGCUGUCUUUUCUUUUUCGUACCCCACUUGUGCUUCUGAUUGUUAGUAAUCUUCAUGCAGCAUGAAAUUUGCUUAAAUAACUUUUAUUUUAUUUUAUUCAAUGUGAAAGGUACAUAUCCACAAAGAAAAAUUUGUUCAGUACUCAUAGUGGUUCAGCAGUUUCAUGAAGAUGCAGAAUAUUUCUAUACCAUCUCAGAAUUGCCAGAAUGUUUCUGUAAUGUAAUUUGUAAUAUGCAUUAUUUAUACCUUUGUGACUUCUGCAGUAUAUUUGAGUUAUUAUAGUACAACAGAUUAAUUUUAAUCAAGCUAAUUAAAAAAGUUUUAAAAUAUUUUGAAUGAUAAAAACAUAUUUUUUUCUAAUGAUUGAUUGAGCUAAAAGGAUGGAAACUGCAUAAUCUGAAAUCAGAUAUUAAAUUAAUGAGGCAUUUUAUGCAAUGACAUUAAACUUCUACAAUUCUGUUCAUCCUAGUAUCAACGAGCUAGCAAACAAGAUAUUAUAAAUUAUACAGUUUAGAAGAAAACUGUUAUAUCUGCAAAAGAAUGAACUGCUGAUAAAUUUUACCAGUUUAUCUGUGAGGCUGUUAAAUGCAUGAAACAACUGUAUCUGUUUGUAUUAUGUCAUUUUUAAUGCACAACUGCUCCUAAUUCAGUCUUCCUUCCUCUCUUGGUUACUUCAACAUGUGUAAUACUAGACACAUUUACCUUUUAUGUAUAUCUGGAAGUGGUUUUGUUUAGGCAGUCACAGAUUAAUCUUUCAGUGUAAUGAACAAUAUGUUGAUAAUUUCAGUGUCAUUUGCACAUUUUUGCUGGAUAUUUAAGGCACCAUCUCUGUGAGUAUACAUAUGAAGAACAGAAUAUGUACUGACAGAAUAAUUACCAGAUUUCAUAUAAUUCAGGAUUCAUCAGAAUGUUUACAUACUAUUAAAUCAUUUUGGACUGUCAUGAGUGAUUUUUGAAAAAAUAAAUAAUAUUAAGUGCAGCAUUUGUGAUGUGUGCCUUAGAUGACCAAAUUAGGGUUCAUGUCUAAGAGAAGUCCAUGGUGCAUUACAUGCAGGAGUGUUGCUGCUGACUCAUUACCCUAGCUGCCUUGUUCUAUUUUCAGAUACAACAGCAUAAAAUUCCCUUUGCAAAUUUCAAGUCUUCUAUUUACAGAAGAAGUAUAUGAAAGGUGUGAUAUUUUUUUUAAAUUAUAUGAAGCACUGACUGUAUAUAGCCACUGUAUGUAUGUUACAAUACAGCCAAACUUGUGACAGCUGUGUGUUAUGAUUUUUACUAUGUAAGUUCAUUUUUUAUCAUUUUUAAACUUGUGCUGUAUUUUUGUUUUAUAAAUACAUUGUUUUUUAAGAAAUUGUAAAUUUCUAGUCAUGAAGAGUAAUAAAUUAUUGAAUGAAAGGGAAUGCUUGUUUUUCUGACUAUAUUUUAAUGCUAGUAUUUCAGCCACUAGAUUUUGCUUCUAUCAUAAGAGCACUUCAAAAUUUCCUGUUGACACCCAUUUUCAAAAUACUGUGAUAAUAUAAAUGGGAUACUGGUGCUAAAUAUGUGACAUACAGGAAUGCUGUCAGGGUGCUUUGUACAGUUGUGUUUUAUGUUAAUUAUUUUGUAAUCAGUCUGUGCCAACUGUUACAAAUAAAUCAUUGUUACUAUUUUGA
Molecule: messenger RNA, 9009 nt
Organism: Schistocerca gregaria
Lineage: Eukaryota; Metazoa; Arthropoda; Insecta; Orthoptera; Acrididae
Product: protein kinase C-binding protein NELL1-like
Exons: 16
Coding region: 194-3151 (985 amino acids)
Molecular function (GO): protein binding; calcium ion binding
Source: RefSeq, a predicted model, not a curated record